GAAACGUGUUAAAAAAAUGCUUAACUGUGAUCUGCUAAGAGAAACAUCUCUUUGAGUUAUGAAUUAGAAGCGUCUGAAACUUAUAAAGAAAAUUUGUUUUCAUAAUUUUAAUUAUUGUUGUUAUUAUGGAAAUCUUUUGCAUGGACUAUUACACAAAAUGAGUUUGAAAUAUUAGUAAAAGCAUGAGUGCUCGCGUCCUCUGCUUGCAGAGGUCGAAAAGCCAAAAUAGAUGAUCAAUGUUUUGUUAAAGAAUAUUUUACUUAGAUCUCUAUUUUGUUAUAAAAAGAUUAAAAAAUGGGAAGCAACGAAGAACCUAUGCGUUUAUAUGAAGUGUUUCAGAAUUGCUUUAAUAAGAUAGCAUAUCGUCACGACAGCAGCAGAGAUGUCCCUUAUGAUGCAUUAUAUGAAACUGAAUGUGAUAAAGGUUUAACCCAGGAUCUCCUGUCUAAUUCUCAUGUGAAUAGAAGUUUAGAUCUAGCUCUUGGUGUAAACACUGAAAACAAUGCUGAAUCUUGGUCUCUUGGUUGCAAUCCUUAUGAGGAUGGAAAUGGAGGCAAAGUUCAAAAUGCUUAUGGCUCUGAUAAUUUUGACAGACCCAGCCCCCCAUAUUCAUUGGCCAAACCUGUUAUGUAUGAUGAUGGUGGUUAUUACAUGAAUGAGAGUGUUCCUGAUACUUGGUCUUCCAAUGCAAGUCUCAAUUCUCCAGAUUAUAAUUAUUCUACAUCAUUAAUAUCAAACUCAUCUGCUCAUGCUGCACCACCACCUCCUCAAGAAUUCCAAACCUCAUAUUUACCUUCCGAUUUGACAUGUACAACUGAACAGACAAACAGUAGCUUUUCAUCAGCACCAUCAACUCCUAUUAGCUCUCCACCGCCUUUGACUCCUCUUCCCAACUGGCAGCGAUCAAACCACCAAUUUACAUCUCAAUCUUCCACGUACACAGAGUUAACUAAUACAGUGAAUCUCCAAGGAGGUGGAAUAACUGAAGAAAGAAUAGAUGAUGCCAUUAAUGUUUUGAGAAAUCAUGCUGGGGGAGGGAGUACUCUGGCAUCCCUCCAACCUCUACAUUCCACUUUGGUUUCAAAAAAUCAGUCAGUCGGUGUAGAAUCCUCUUCUAGUAUCUUUCACAUGAAUCAAAUGCCACAGAAUGGUAUAUCUGAUGGGCAAAAGGCAGUUAUGGGAGUACCAAACCAAGCAGUGCCAACUCGACAGAGCUUUGCUCCUUUGAACUCUUGUGGAAGUGUAAAGAUGGAAGAAUUACCAAUUGCUAAGGUUUCACCUCUUCAGGCACCACUUCAAGUUCAUGAUCAACUUCCUACCAUUCCUGCACCUGUUGCUGUGGUAUCAUCUUCUAGCAGUACCGCAUCUAGAAAAGCAGCAUCACAAUCCAGAGGAACAAAAAGAGCCCGUUCCAGAUCAUUGGAUGAUGAAGACAAUGAUGAUCCCCCAGAAAUCAAAGCUGAAAAGGAAAAGGAAAGAAGACAGGCAAAUAAUGCAAGAGAAAGGAUACGUGUUCGUGACAUAAAUGAAGCAUUCAAAGAACUGGGAAAAAUGUGUAGUUCACAUGUGAAAAGUGCAGAUAGAGGCACUCAGACUAAACUCAAUAUUCUUUACUCAGCUGUUGAAGUUAUCACAACAUUGGAGAACCAAGUUAGAGAGAGAAAUUUAAAUCCUAAAGCAGCAUGCCUUAAACGAAGAGAAGAUGAGAAGAAUGAGGAAAUGCCCAAAGGACUUCCCGUAGGAGUCGGUAUGCCGAAUAUGACUGAGCCUUAUGCACUCAUGUGUCCUCCAACUCAGCAAUCGAUUAUUCAUCAUCUUUCUGGGCAGCCUACUUCUCUGCCUUGAUUUCUUCCCCAAGGAUUUCCACAUAUUGGCAUUAAAGAUUUUUCUACAGGAUAAAAGAAAACCAAAGAUUACUUAAAAGUGUUACUAAAAUGUGCCAUUUUUUACUGAUAAAGCAACUGCAAUUUGCAAAAACAUUCUUGACAACAAAUCGUGAUGAGCAAAUGUUUUAUGAGGUGCCUGAAUAAUUUCUGGUACUUUUUUCUCUCUGCUGGCUAUUGUCCUGACUGUAUAAAUAAUGACAGCAUGUGUUUAUUUUUCAUAUAUCUCUUCUCUCUGACCCAGUUUUUGUUAAAUAAAAUUGGUUUUAGGUUUUAAUUUAUUUUUUAUCUUAACUGAUAAUUAUAAAAUGAAUGUAGUUUUUCUUACAUUUUCUUGUAAUGGAAAUUCUGUUUUUGCAUUUUUAAUUCAUUAGUGCAAAUUUUGAUAUAAAAAAAUGUAGUUAUGUAUAAAUAUGUGUACAUAAAUACAUAUAUCAGGGGUAGUUGUUGCUGAAUUGUCUUAAUGCAAAAGCCAGAUGCAUAUCUAAAAAAUUCAAACAUUUUUCAUAUUUAUUCAUAAUAUUAUUAUUUAUUUUUUUUAAAAUGUGGUUUUAAAUCUAAAAUUUCAUGAACUGCAUGUAAAAAUUGUUUUUUGCUCUUGUUUUAACUUUUUAUAAUAUCAAAGAAUUAAAAUUCUUAACAUUUAAUUUUUUUAAAAGUGAUUUAUUUGCAAUCUAUUUUUUUAAAAGUGAAAUUUGCAAUCUAUUAUGCAUUUAAAAUUUAUUUAAUCACAUAAUUAAAUACGCUGCUUAAUUUUUUGUGGCAGAAACUUGCCUACUAUGUGAAAUAAGUAUUCAUAUAAUGAUAAUUAAAAUAUUUUUAUUUCUUUGCAUUUGAAAAUGUAUCUUCAAGCAUAGAUGCCAAUUUUGUGACUGAAAUAUACAUACACUUGGAAAUUUUUUUUUACUGUUCUUUACAAUUUUUAAUUUAAAUUUGUUUGCAGAAUUUUCAGUGUUGAGUUUAUGACUAUAAUUUGAAACAAUAAAAUGAAAUAGACUUUAGAUGUAGCUGUUAAAUUAGCCUUAUAAUAUCCAAUUCUUGGAGUUCGAAAAAUAUCUUCAUGUAUAUCACACGUAUUAUUAUUUCUUUUAAACUGAUUGGAGUAACUUAUUUUUCUUUUGUAUUUGUCCGUCAACCAUGUGGAAAAAUAAUUGCCAAGGCUUGCAUUCCCCCUAUGUUGCUCUUAUCUAAUUAUCUUAAAAAAAUAUUGUCAAACUAUAACACAAUGUUUCUAAGUUUGUGUUACCUCUUACUGUCACUGUAUUUGUUGAUUUGUUUGCUUUCUUUGAAAAUGUAUUUUAAAAUUUGUGUUUUCUUUUUUUUUUUAUUUAGUAAUAUUGCACUGUAAAUGCACAUUAUUUAGAAUCUUUAUAAGAAAUCUGCUAGUAAAAAUCUUUAAAUUUUACAUUAUAAAAUAUAAUAGGAAAUAAUAUGAGAUGAUCAAUUAGAUUUUUCCAACUCUAAAUAGCUGAAGCUAAUUUUUAAUGUUUCAUUUUAAUAUCCUAUUUUUGACAUAACUAUCUGUUGUAAUAAUUAUAAUUAAAAAAAAAUUUUUUUUUGAAACAGUUGUGCAUUUUGCAUUCUCUUUUUAAAGCACUUUACAUCAUAAUAUGACUCCAGUUUUCACAUUCUAUUCACUGGUUGCUGUGUUCACAUUACAUUAUAUUUUUCUUUUGAAAAAGCCUAUCAUCUUUCCUAACAAUUUGUUGGCAUUUGUAAAACAUAUUAUAUAUGUGUAUCAUAAGUUUCAUUGUAAUAUUGCUGUACAUUCCAUAAAACUAGCCAGUUAUUUACUAAACAAUCAUCGAAGUUUGCAGCUAAUAAUAGAAUACUUAUUUUUAGCUUGAUUGCCCAUUGAGUUUUGCUUAUCAAAAUAUAUUUGAAUUAAAUAAGCACUACAGUACCGAACCUUUUAUCUGGAAACUGGAUAGAUUUUCCGACUAGUUUUGGAAUAGGAAAUGGCUCAAUUGACUCACAGAAAAAAAGUCCUCGAGGAUAAUGGAAUUUUCAGGAUCAGUUUAUCUUCUUGUUAAAUUAUUUUGAUAAUAUAUUCAAACAGUAUUAUAAAAUAAGAUACAACAAUUGCGCAUUUUGCUUAAUGUUUCCAGUUUAAUUUUUAACUAGAAUUCUAUUGUUUACAAAAUUGUGACAAGAUAAAAUCUUACUCCAGUAUGUAUGGACAAUAUGACGUAACUCAUUUCUAGCAUAAGUGAGGUGCUGUCAAGAGAUUAAUCAUUUUAGAAGUGUAUUUUAUUGCUAUCAUUAUGUUGAAGAUAUCUAGUUUAAAGAAAUAAAAGCAUUUAUCCAGUUAUGUAUAAAUCAAUGUCUACUCUGCAGAUUCCAGACAAUUGGUUCUCUGCUAUGCACUGUUUUAUUAGAUAACAAUUUAAAAAUUAUUGCCAUUUCAGUUACAAAUUAUUUCUUUGGGUUAUUUUGUAUUUAACCCAACAAAUACUUGGCUUGAAAAAAAUUGAUAAUUCUUUUUUUAAUUUAGUUUAACUUUUUCUUAUCAAAUUUGAAUAUUUUCUAAUGACUAUUUGAAUUCAUUGCUAUUUGUGUGGAAAGUUCUUUUGCCGCAACUAGUUUAAUCUUGUUUGUUUGGACGGCCCACAUAUUUCUUCUGUUUGUUAUUGCCUUAACCAGUGAUUUCUUUUUUGAAGAGAUAAUUAUUUAACAUACAACUUACUUAGGUUUUUGUUGGUGGUAAUUAAUAUUUUUUCUUUUAUUCCAUUAUAGCAAAUCUAAUUAGUACUGUCAUCUGUUAAUUGUGCUGAAAUAAUGCUAUACUAUAUUUAGCUUGUACAUAAUGUGAAUCUUCUAAGAAAAAUGCAUUUUUUUCACUAAUUAUACCAUGGUAAAAAUUGAUCUGCGAUGUUAAAUGCUUAUUUUAUAAUAUUUUUGUAAUGUCUUUUUACCAUGUUUUAUUAUUAUAGAUCAGUAUGUAUAGACUAUGUCUGGAAAUCUUUCCUAUGUCAGAGAUUUAAAAGAAACUUUUUUAUUUAUUAAGAUUUCAAAACUUUGUGCUUUUGAAUACCAAAUGAUGCACAUCUCUGCAUUUACAUCAAAAUAACAAAAAUAUAACUGAUAUGAAAGCAUGAUGGCCACAUUUUCAUAGAAUUAUUCCAAUGAUUCACACUAAUUAUUAUAAAUCUGACCUUGGAAAGAUUUUUACGAUAUCGCUACUAAGUAUAGGCUAUGUGGGCAGUGUUUCUGUUGUUGUCCACAUGAUGUAUUUAGUGCCAGACAUACACUAGUUUGAACUAGUUUUAACUAAUCACACAGACUGGGUAAUUAUAUGCCCAAAGUUUUAAUUACCCACUGUGCACAGUCUUUAAAAAUAAAGUGCCAUUUUUUAAUAAA
This is a messenger RNA of Parasteatoda tepidariorum (common house spider), 5243 nucleotides long. RefSeq names its product transcription factor 12. Gene Ontology annotation, cellular component: chromatin; transcription regulator complex. Gene Ontology annotation, molecular function: RNA polymerase II cis-regulatory region sequence-specific DNA binding; DNA-binding transcription factor activity, RNA polymerase II-specific; protein dimerization activity. Gene Ontology annotation, biological process: regulation of transcription by RNA polymerase II. Lineage: Eukaryota; Metazoa; Arthropoda; Arachnida; Araneae; Theridiidae. The record is from RefSeq and is a predicted model, not a curated record.